UCUCGCGAGUUGUUACAGGCUGUCAGGGACGCCAUGAAAGCUCACCGUCGAGCUUGGGAAGUUGGCGUCUCACAUCGGGAUGUGAGCACUGGAAAUGUGCUUAUAUCGGAACGACCUGAAGACAGGCUACGAGGAUUCCUUCGUGACUUCGACUACAGC
This is a messenger RNA of Dichomitus squalens LYAD-421 SS1, 159 nucleotides long. RefSeq lists its product as uncharacterized. Gene Ontology annotation, molecular function: ATP binding; protein kinase activity. The record is from RefSeq and is a predicted model, not a curated record. The annotation marks the transcript as partial. Lineage: Eukaryota; Fungi; Basidiomycota; Agaricomycetes; Polyporales; Polyporaceae. The transcript has 2 exons. Gene Ontology annotation, biological process: protein phosphorylation.